Messenger RNA from Closterium sp. Naga37s-1, 2751 nucleotides. The record is from the annotation of a GenBank genome assembly. NCBI's taxonomy places the organism in Eukaryota, Viridiplantae, Streptophyta, Zygnematophyceae, Desmidiales, Closteriaceae.
AUGCCUGCCCAUGCAUCCAUGCCCGUGCCUCCCCGCCCAUGGAACCCCCCUCCUUCCUCCACGUCAUCUCCUCCUAUGGUCACGCCUGCAGUAAACGGCUCCUCUGCAGGGCCGCCAGCUGUCGCGCUGUCCUCCCCUGCGCCUGUCGCCCCCUCCGUGCCUGAUGCCCCUGUGCACCUGCCUCGCCCCUUCAGACCCCUGCCAACUGCACCCGCUGCUGCUGCUGCUGCUGCUGCUGCUGCUGCUGCUGCCCUUGCUCCUCGUGCUGCUACGGCUGGUGGUGCUUCUGCGGCUGCGGCUGCUGCAGUUGCUGCUUCUGACUGCCCUCCUCAUGGAAGCCGGCAUGGCUCCCUGACCCACACUCUGCCCGCUUCACCCUCUCCAGUGCCCCCACACUCGCACACACACUCACAUGCACCUUCUCACUCACACGCACCUUCUCACUCACACGCACCUUCUCACUCACACGCACCCUCUCCCUCACAUGCCUGUGUGCACUCGCAACAACAGCAGCCGUACCACUCGCAGCCGCUGCACGCACAUUCUAUCUCCACAGCAGCAGCAGCAGUUGCUGCAGCAAGGAAAUUCCCUGCCGGCCUGACUGGUUGCGCCAGGGACUUGCCUCGUGGAACGGGCAGUGGAGUGGGCAGCUCAGGCGCAUCUGCAGCAGCAGAAGCUGCAACCGCAACAGCAACCGCAACAGCAACAGCAACAGAAGCAGCAGCAGCAGCAGCAGACGAGGGCGCUGCAUUGCUAUGUGCGGACGAGAUCCAUCCGGGGGAAGACGACGACGAGGAUGAGGAGGAGGACGAGGACGAGAAGAAGGAGGACGGGCAGUAUACAGGGGAAGGCGAGAGGAACGGUAUGAAUCUCUACGUGCCUUCUGUUGCUGGGUCCCCGCAUGUGUCCACUGCUGCUGCUGCUGGCUAUGGCAGCGGUAUCAGUGGCGGCAGUGGCACUGGAACAGCUUGCGAGUCUGCCUCUGCUGCUGCGGCGGCGGCUUGUGUUGGGAAUGCAAGUGGGGCUGGAGGGGUGGAUGAGGCAGCGGACAGGAAUGGGGGGCGGAGAGUGCUGAGGAUGAAGUGGGAGGCUGUCACUGUGGCAAAGCCCACUGCUUCCCGUCCAUCUGCCUCCUCCUCUCCACCCUUCCCCCUCCGCCCCUCAUACCCUUGGUCUGUUUCCACUGCCCCCGCCGCCCCUGCCCCCGCUGCCCCCGCUGCCCCCGCUGCACCCGCUGCCCCCACUUCUCAUCAUGCCGCCAUGCUGCCUGCCUCGCACGCGCCUGCCAAGCCUCCUGCUCUACCUCUCAUGGCCCCACACACCCCGUCCGUGCACCCACACACCCCCUCAGUGCUCCCUCACACUCCCCUCUCGACGCCUCACACCCCUGUCCGUCCCUCGUCUCUCUCCUCCUCGUCCUAUCCUCCCUCGGCCUCAUCGGCAGCAAUGGUGCCCCCCCAGUCUCUGCAGUCAUCCGACCAUCAAGCAUCUGCAUCUGCAUCUGCCUUGGCAGGCAUGGCACCCAUGGGUGGGAGUGCAGCAGCACCCAUAGCAGUUUCCUCUGCAUGGCGGCUGCCUCAGAGUGCGUUUUCUCUGGCCUCUUCCAGUCAUCCCGAGCCUCCUGUUCUGGUUCGUCUCCCGCCCUCAGCCAUGGCGAUGGGUAUUGACAGAUCAGCAUCGGCAGGCACGAAUGAUCAAGGAAAGCAGCAGCAGCAGCAGCAGCAGCAGCAGCAGCAGCAGCAGCAGCAGCAGCAGCAGCAGCAGCAGCAGCAGCAGCAGCAGCAGGUGUUGCUGGGUGACAGGCGCAAAGCAGCAAGAAGCCGGAGUGCCUAUGCCAUGCUUGCUCCUGCACCAUCUGUCCUGGCUCUCCCCCUUCCCGCCCUCCAUCGUCAUGCGAUUUAUCCCGCCGCGCCUUUUUUUUCCUGCUUCUCCUCCGCGCGCGUCGUCGCGCGCCACCAGAACGUGGCGCUGCGGUCGUCGCCGUCGCAGUCGCACGCGGAAUCGCAGCGGGGGGAGGAGAUGGGCGCGCUGCUGCACCAGGUGCGCGCGCCUUGGGGGGAAAGAGGGGGAGGGGGAGAAGGGGAGAAGGGGGGAAAGGGAGGGGAGGAAAGAGGGAGGGGGGAGGGGGAGAUGGGGAGAAGGGGGGAAGGGGAGGGGAGGAAAGAGGGAGGGGGAAGGGGGGGGAAUAGAGAGGGAGAAAGGGAACAGCUGAUUAUUGACAAGUGGGUGGAGUUCUCACAGAUCAACGCUGCAUUUACCCGUGCGGACCGCUUGCAACAGAAGCUGCAACUGAACUACCUGCCAACAACCCUACAGAGUCCUCUUACUCACCCACUCCGUCCUCCUCCCUCCCCCCUCCUCCCUCCCCCUCCUCCCUCCGUCCAAAGCUCCUUCCCCCAGGCCCUUCCUCUCCCUCUCCUGUUCCACCUCUCUUAUUUCUCGCCUCUCGCCACAUGCACGUGGAAACUCACGAGUCGGCCGCUCAAAUCCCACGCAUCUCCCGAGCCUGCUAUCCCCUCCCCCCUUUCCAUGUCGCCCUCUCACCCACCUUCCCCCCUUCCUCACUCACCCGCCCCCACUUCCCUUCUCCCUUGCCAAUCCCGCCGUCCAUGCAGGGGGGCAGCGGGGGUGCCGGGGGGUGGUGGGACUGCGAGGGAGGUGGCGGCGGUGCGCGUGGAGAGCAGCAGGCAGCAGGUGCAGGCGCUGAAGCAGGCCAUUCAUCUGGUGAGCGCGCGCUCGCACCUCUCAUGA